Molecule: messenger RNA, 28352 nt
Organism: Coregonus sp. 'balchen'
Lineage: Eukaryota; Metazoa; Chordata; Actinopteri; Salmoniformes; Salmonidae
Source: the annotation of a GenBank genome assembly
AUGGAGUUGCCCCUAAAUGCUGAUCUUAGGUACGGCUAGGUUUUGUGUUUCAUCACAUAAUGGUUGAGGUUAGCUUUUGGGCAAGGUAAGAUGAUCCUAGAUCUGUGCUCAGGAGCUGAAGAGAACCUCUGAGAUUUAGUUGUCUCUCUCUUUCCUUCUCCCACCCCCAUCUCUGCUCACACACACACACGCACACGCACACAAAUACCCUCAACCCCCCUGCUCCCCCUCCAGGUGGCGUGUUCUCCAGGCAGGCCGAGGUGACCUUCUUACCGGGCAACGAGAGGCUGACUAUCAAGCAGGAGUCAAUUCCAUUUCAAUUGAGUCAAUUCAGGAAGUAAACUAAAAUUAUUUUGAUCUCCUGAAUUUAAAUGGAAUUGACCCCAAUCCUGGAACUCGACACUGUCACAGUUUGUAGUACAUCAAAUCACAUAAGAAAGGUCAGCAUUCAUCCCAAUGUUGUUAUUACUCAAAGUGCUCUUACGUGCGACCAGAUAGAAGUCUAUCCUAUUCUUUUCACGAGACACAUAGUCUUAGAAACACUUUUGGCAGCAAUUACAGCUGCGAGUCUUCUUGGGUAAAUGCUCUAAGAGCUCUGCACACCUGGAUUGUUGCAAUAUUUGCCCAUUAUUCUUUUAAAAAUUCUUCAAGCUCUGUCAAGGUGUCGACAGAAAUAUUCAAGUCUUGCCAUAGAUUUUCAAGCAGAUUUAAGUCAAAACUGUAACUUGGUAAGCAACUCCAGUGCAGAUUUGGUCUCCUCUAGGAUUUUGCCUGUGAUUAGCUCCAUCCCGUUUCUAUUUAUCCUGAAAAACUCCAGUCUUUGCCUCAAGCAUACCCAUACCAUGAUGCAGCCACCACUAUGCUUGACAAUAAGGAGGCAAAUACUCAGUGAUGUGUUGUGUUAGAUUUGCCCCAAACAUAAGGCUUUCCAUUUAGGCCAAAAAGUGUAUUCCUUUGUGUGGUUUUAUUGCAGUAGUUUUUUUUGCCUGGUUGCAUACAGGAUGCAUGUUUUGGACUAUUCUGUAUAUAUUCUGCAAAUGUUUAUUCUUCAUUUAGGUCAUUAUUGUGGAGUUACUACAAUGUUGUUGCUCCAUCCUCAGUUUUCUCCCAUCACAGCCAUUUAACUCUGUAACGGUUUUAAAAUCACCAAUGGCCUCAUGGUGAAAUCCCUGAGCAGUUUCCUUCCUGUCCUGCAGCUAAGUUCAGAAGGACGACUGUCUGGGUGGUUCAAUACAUCAUCCACAGCAUAAUUAUUAACUAGACCAUGCUUAAAGAGAUAUUCAAUGACUGAUUUGUGAUUGUUACCCAUCUACCAAUCACUGCCCUUCUUUAUAAGGCUUUGGAAAAGCUAUCUGGUCUUUGUAGUUGAAUCUGUGCUUGAAAUUCAACACUUGACUGUGGGACCUUACAGAUAUUGUAUGUAUGGGUAAAAUAUUCACGUCAACCCGUAUUAUUUCACACAAUGUGAUUUGUUAAGCCAAAUUUGACUCCUGAACUAAUUUAGGCUUGCCUAAACAAAAACGGUGAAAUCUUAUGCAACAACUAUAUUCUAGUUAUAGAAUUUGUAUUAAUUUGAAAACAUUUGUUGAAUUUUCUUUUCACUUUGACAUUAUGGACUAUUUUGUCUAGAUCAAUGACAACACAUCCAAAUGAAAUAUUUUUAAAUCCCACUUUGUAACGCAACAAACUGUCAAAAAAAGCCAAGGGGGUGAAUACUUAUGAUACCAACUGUAUAUGGAUGUUCAAUGUAGUAACACUCCAUUUCUUCAGUGAUCACUUCCUCCUCCAACCGCGACUACACCGUGAGCCUACCGGACGGCAGCGUCCAGACCAAGACCUACCAGUGGCGUCAGACCAUCACCUACCAGAGCUGUCCCCAUGACGAGGCGGUCAGGGCCGUGCAGCCUACCCAGCAGCUCAGCGUCGACCAGAUCUUCGUCAUGUACGACUCGGGCAACCAGCUGAUCCGCUACGCUAUGAGCAACAAGAUUGGCUCCAUCCACAGUGAGUAGAACCUCUUGUGUUACAGCGAAUCUUUGUUCAUGUUCUCCUAUAAUGUUAUGCUAACCUUGUGCUUAUUUUCUGCUAGUUGUGUUCACAUUCUUCUAAUGUUCCGCUAAAGUUCUGCUAGUUGUGUUAACCUUCUGCUAAUAUUCUGCUAAUGUUUUGCUAACCCUCUGCUAACAGGAUUGGGCCCAUCCUCAGUGAGUAUAGCCUAUCGUGUAAAUACUGAUCAUCUUCAGCUAACGUUGUGCUAAUGUUCUGCUAUCUUUCUACUAACUUUCCGGCUACAUAUGGCUUAUCCUCUAUGUUUGGCUGGAUGUGGCUGUAAGACAGACACCUGAUGCUUACAUUUAAAUGGUGGUGGAAGCCAUGUGUGGAUUUGCAACAAGAUUGUAUGAUCGAUGUUAAUAAUGACAGGCAAAAAGGAGUACCAAGAAGGACAAUCAAGGCAAAAUAACAUUGUUGUGGGUGGAAUCCCAAUCUCCACACAAGACCUGGACGGAGUCUGAGGAGAAAGUGAGAAAAAUUAUUGAUGAAAAGCUGCAGAUAGAUCAUAAGAAGAGUGAGGUGGAGUGCGCCCAUAGGAUUGGAAAACCUAUAUCUGGCCCAGGUGACAGACCCAGGUUGAUAGUGGUAAAGGUACUGCGGUACAAGGACAAGGUGGCUGUUAUGGAGAGAGCCAAGAACUUGAGGAACCAACAUCUUCCUCAACAAGGACUACUCUGAAACUGAUCCCAGCUAUGAAAGCUGCCAGAGAGCGUGGGGACAUUGCUCACAUCCGUAACGACAGGCUCAUUAUCCGCCCUCCCACCCAAAAGCCUGGAAGGGGUGAGAGAACCAAGCUGAUGGGUUCAUAGCCUAACCCCUGCACCCUGAUAGAAGGCAUGCUUUGUUUGUGGUUUCCCAUAUUAUGUCUAUCUCUAAUAAGAUACCCAGGAAAGGGCAAAAAAUAGUCCAUAUUAAUAUAUGCAGCCUAAGAAAUAAGGUUAAUGAAAUCAAUAACUUGCUAACCUCAGGUAGCAUUCAUACACUACAAAGUAUCUGGACACCUGCUCGUCGAAAAUCCCAUUCCAAAAUCAUGGGCAUUAAUAUGGAGUUGGUCCCCCCUUUGCUGUUAUAACAGCCUCCACUGUUCUGGGAAGGCUUUCCACUAGAUGUUGGAACAUUGCUGCAGGGACUUGCUUCCAUUCAGCCACAAGAGCAUUAGUGAGGUUGGGCACUGAUGUUGGGCGAUUAGGCUUGGCUCGCAGUCGGCGUUCCAAUUCAUCCCAAAGGGUUAAGUGUUUGUGCAGGCCAGUCAAGUUCUUCCACACCGAUCUCGACAAACCAUUUCUGUAUGGACCUCGCUAUGUGCACGGGGGCAUUGUCAUGCUGGAACAGCAAAGGGCCUUCCCCAAACUGUUGCCACAAAGUUGGAAGCACAGAAUCGUCUAGAAUGUAAUUGUAUGCUGUAGCGUUAAGAUUUCACUUAACUCGAACUAAGGGGCCUAACCGGAACCAUAAAAAACAGCCCCAGACCAUUAUUCCUCCUCCACCAAACUUUACAUUUGGCACUAUGCAUUUGGGCAGGUAGUGUUCUCCUUCUCCUGACAUCCACCAAAAACAGAUUAGUCCGUCGGACUGCCAGAUGAUGAAGCAUGAUUCAUCACUCCAGAGAACGCAUUUCCACUGCUCCAGAGUCCAAUGGCGGCGAGCUUUACACUACUCCAGCCAACACUUGGCAUUGCGCAUGGUGAUCUUAGGCUUGUGUGCGGCUGCUCGGCCAUGGAAACCCAUUUCAUGAAGCUCCCGACGAACAGUUAUUGUGCUGACGUUUCUUCCUGAGGCAGUUUGGAACUUGGUAGUGAGUGUUGCAACCGAGGACAGACGAUUUUUACGCGCUUCAGCUAAAGCUAAAGCUAAAGAGUUAAACCUAUGAAUGAAUAAGAGGGGUAUUCGUUCCCUUCAGUGAUCUAUGCUUGACAACAGAUGCAAACAAUGUACCCCUACUAUGUAUAGUAACUCCAUAUCACGGAAUCUACCUAUGAUAACACAAUGUCUUUAGUACUAGUCAAAUUUGUUCACAUACAGUACCAGUCAAAAGUUUGGACGCCAACUCAUUCAUGGGUUUUUAUUUUAUUUUUGCUGUUUUCUACAUUGUGGAGUGAUAGUGGAGACAUCAGCUAUGCAGUGGCACAUAUGGAGACAUGUGGUAACCAACAAAGUGUUAAACAAAUCAAAAUAUAUUGAAAAAAAUAAUGUAUGCACUCACUAACUGUAAGUCGAUCUGGAUAAGUGUGUCUGCUAAAUGACUAAAAUGUAAAAAAAAAUGUAAGCACUCGGCGGUCCCGUUCUGUGAGCCUGUGUGGCCUACCACUUCACGGCUGAGCCGUUGUUGCUCCUAGACGUUUCCACUUUACAAUAACAGCACUUGCACUUGACCGGGGCAGCUCUAGCAGGGCAGAAAUUUGUUGGAAAAGUGGCGUCCAUUGACGGUGCCACGUUGAAAGUCGGGUGUGGCUGAAAUAGCCGAAUCCACUAAUUUGAAUGGUUGUCCACAUACUUUUGUAUAUAUAGUGUAUAUUAGCCAUCACUGAGACUCACUUAGAUAAUUAAUUUGACAACACAGCAGUAGCAAUACAGGGAUAUAACAUCCAUAGAAGAGACAGGAAUAAAUAUGGGGGCAGUGUCUCUGUAUACAGUGCAUUCGUAAAGUAUUCAGACCCCUUCCCUGUUUCCACAUUUUGUUACGUUACAGCAUUAUUCUAAAAUAGAUCAAAUAAAAAAAUUUCGUCAUCAAUCUACAUACAAUACCCAAUAAUGACAAAGCGAAAACAGGUUUUUAGAAAUGUUUGCAAAUGUAUUAAAAACUAAAAAACAGAAUUACCUUAUUUACAUAAGUAGUCAGACCCUUUGCUAUGACACUCGAAAUUGAGCUCCGGUGCAUCCUGUUUCCAUUGAUCAUCCUUGAGAUAUUUCUACAACUUGAUUGGAGUCCACAUGUGGUAAAUUCAAUUGAUUGGAUAUGAUUUGGAAAGGCACACACCUGUCUAUAUAAGGUCCCACAGUUGACAGUGCAUAUCAGAGCAAAACCCAAGCCAUGAGGUCGAAGGAAUUGUCCGUAGAGCUCCGAGACAGGAUUGUGUCAAGGCACAGAUCUGGGGAAGGGUACCAAAAAAUAUCUGCAGCAUUGAAGUUCCCCAAGAACACAGUGGCCUCCAUCAUUCUUAAAUGGAAGAAGUUUGGAACAACCAAGACUCUUCCUAGAGCUGGCCGCCUGGCCAAACUGAGCAAUCGGGGGAGAAGGGCCUUGGUCAGAGAGGUGACCAAGAACCCCAUGGUCACUCUGACAGAGGUCCAGAGUUCCUCUGUGGAGAUGGGAGAACCUUCCAGAAGGACAACCAUCUCUGCAGCACUCCACCAAUCAGGCCUUUAUGGAGGGUGGCCAGACGGAAGCGACUCCUCAGUAAAAGGCACAUGACAGCCCGCUUGGAGUUUGCCAAAAGUCACCUAAAGGACUCUCAGACCAUGAGAAAUACGAUUCUCUGGUCUGAUGAAACCAAGAUUGAACUCUUUGGCCUGAAUGCCAAGCGUCACGCCUGGAGGAAACCUGGCACCAUCCUUACGGUGAAGCACAGUGGUGACAGCAUCAUGCUGUGGGGAAGUUUUUCAGCGGCAGGGACUGGGAGACUAGUCAGGAUCAAGGGAAAGAUGAAUGGAGCAAAAUACAGAGAGAUCCUUGAUGAAAAUCUGCUCCAGAGCACUCAGGACCUCAGACUGGGGUGAAUGUUCACCUUCCAACAGGACACCAACCCUAAGCACACAGCCAAGACAAUGCAGGAGUGGCUUCAGGACAAGUCUCUGAAUGUCUUGAGGACAAGUCUCUGAAUGAGUGGCCCAGCCAGAGCCCAGACUUGAACCCAAUCGAACAUCUCUGGAGAGACCUGAAAAUAGUUGUGUUGUGACGCUUCCCAUCCAACCUGACAGAGCUUGAGAGGAUCUGCAGAGAAGAAUGGGAGAAACUCCCCAAAUAUAGGUGUGCCAAGCUUGUAGCACCAUACCCAAGAAGACUCAAGGCUGUAAUCUCUGCCAAAGGUGCUUCAACAAACUACUGAGUAAAGGGUCUGAAUACUUAUGUAAAUGUGAUAUUUCAGAUUGUUCUUUUUUAUAUAUUUGCCAAAAAAAUAGUUUAACCUGUUUUUGCUUCGUCAUUAUGUGGUAUUGUGUGUAGAUUUGAUGAGGGAUUUUUUUAUUUUUAUAAUCCAUUUUAGAAUAAGGCUGUAACGUAACAACAUGUGGAAAAAGUCAAGGGGUCUGAAUACUUUCUGAAUGCGCUGUAUGUUCAGAGCCAAAUUCCUGUGAAGCUCAGAGAGGAUCUCAUGCCAAAGGUUGUUCUAGUGUUGUGGUUGCAGGUUCACCUGCCUCAUCUAAAGCCUCUUCUUUUGGGGUGCUGCUAUUGGCCGCCAAGUACUAACAUUCAUUAUCCGGAUAAUAUGUGUGCAAUGCUUGAUAGUGUAUAUGAUGUUAACAGAGUUCUAUUUUCCAGGUGACCUAAAAAUAUAGGUUUUCAUCAAGUGUAAUCUGCUUCAGGUUAUUAAUCAAGCUACCAGGGUGUUUACAAACAGUACAGGAACUACUGUAUAUCAUCCACGUGUAUUGAUUAUAUUUUUUGUAAUGCUGCAGAACUUUGUUCUAAAGGUGCAUAAACACCCAUUGGAUGUAGUGACCACAAUAUAAUAGCUGUAUCCAGAAAAGCCAAAGUUCCAAAGGCAGGGCCUAAAAUAGUGUUUAAGAGAUCAUACACAUUUUUGUAGUGAUUCCUAUGCUGAAGAUGUAAAGAUUGAUUGGUCAAAUGUGUGUAAUGGGGAGCAUCCAGAUGCUGCAAUACAUUUAUGAAAUUGCUCCUUCCAGUUAUUGAAAAACAUGCACCUAUUAAGAAACUGACUGUUAGAACUGCUAAGGCGCCGUGGACUGAUGAGGAACUGAAAAAAAGAGUGGAGUGGCUAGUAAGUCUAGUUGCACAUCUGAUUGGCAAACCUACUGUAAAUUUAGAAAUUAUGUGACUAAACUAAACAAAAAGAAGAAGAAACUGUAUUAUGAAACUAUGAUAAAAGAUAGAUAAAUAGAAUAUGAUGAAAAAAAAGCUUUGGAGAACAUUAAAUUAUGGGCAGAAAGACUUUCAACACCGUCUUUUAUUGAAUCAGAUGGCUCAUUCAUCACAAAACCCUUUGAUGUGGUCAAUUAUAUCAACAACUACUUCAUUGGCAAAGUGGGCAAAUUCAGGAAUGAAAUGCCAACAACAAACUGUGAGCCAUCAUAUUCAUGCAUAAAAUACCUAAUUAUGAAAGAAAAGCAAGGUUCAUUUAAAUGUCAUAAACUUAGUGUGGAAGAGGUGAAAAAAUUGUUGCUGGCCAUCAAUAAUGAGAAACCACCUGGUAUUGACAACUUAGAUGGAAAGCGACUGAGGAUAGUAGCGGAAUAUGUUGCCGCUCUUAUUUCUCACAUCUUCAAUAUGAGCUUGGAGAGAAAAACAAUUCUCAGACCUGGUGGGAAGCUAAAGUCAUUCCGCUACCCGAGAAUGGUAAAGCGCCCUUUUCUGGUUCUAACAGCAGAUCAAUAAGUCUACUGCUGGCUUUAGCAAACUUUUGGAAAUAAUUCGUUUUUGACCAGAUCCAAUGUGAUUUCUUUAUGAACAAACUAACAACAGACUUUCAGCAUGCCUAUAGAGAAGGGCAUUCUACAUGUACUGCAUUGACACAAAUUACUGAUGAUUGGCUGAAAGAAAUUGAUAAUAAGAAGAUGGUGGGAGCUGUACUGUUAGAUUGCAGUGCAGCCUUUGAUAUUAUUGACCAUAAUCUGUUAGUGGAAAAACGUAUGUGUUAUGGUUUUACACGCAUAUCGUGGAUUAAAAGCUAUCUAUCUAAUAGAACUCAGAGGGAUUUCUUCAAUGGAAGCCUCUCUAACGUAAUACAUGUAAAGUAUGGAAUUCCACAAGGCCCGUUACUGUUUUCUAGCCUUAAACAAAGCCUGUGUAUCUAUGUAUGCUGAUGAUUCAACCCUAUACACAUCAGCGGCUACAGCUAGUGAAAUCACUGCAACUCUAACUCUGACUCUGGGGAAGUAGAUACAUCCCAAAGUAUCCCUUUAAGCUCUAGACCUAAGAUGGUUCUGGUUAUGAAAGAUGUGACUAUAGUUGAGGAAACUAAACUUAUUGGUGUCACCUUAGACUGUAAAUGGUCAUGGUCAAUGUAUAUUGAUUAAAUUGUUGACAAGAUGGGGAGCGGCCUGUCUGUGAUAAGGAGAUGCUCAGCAUUCUUAACACCACAACUAACCAAACAAGUCAUACAGGCUGUAGUCGUAUCAUAUCUUGACUAUUGCCCAGUAAUAUGGUCAGGUGCUGCAAAGAAAGACAUAAUAAAGCUAAAACAGAACAGCAUGUCUUGCCUUGCAAUGUUCCAAGAGAGCUAAUGUCAACAAAAUGCAUGUUGACCUUUCCUGGCUCAAAGUACAGGAGACAUUGUCUGCAUCACUUCUCCAUUUUGUUAGAAAUAUUCAUGUAUUAAAAACUCCAAAACAUCUAUUCAAUCAACUAACAUACAGCUCUGACAGACAUUAAUAUUCCACAAGGCAUGCAACUAAAGGUCUCUUCAUAGUCCCUAAAGCCAAAACAAAUUCAAGGCAAUGAUAACAUGGAACUCCCUCCCAUCUCAAAUCACUCAAGCAAGCAAAAGUAGUUUAAAGAAAUUAUUUAAACCGCACAUCACAACGCCUCUGACCUAAAUAGCUGUAGCAUCUCCCUCCCUAGCACAUCUGGUAUUUGAGUUAAAGUUAAAGAUAAGAUGUGCCCUUGGCAUCAGGAUAUCAAGGACUGCUCAGAGAAAGCAAUUGUAAGCAAAACCUCAGUAGAGUAAGGACUUACUGGUCUGGUCAGCUUACUGAUGUUAGUCAGUAGAGCCAAGUUUUAUUGAAGUGUAUGAAAGUGUAUUCUUAUUUUGUGACUGGUGGAUGCUGCUGUGUGUGAGUGUGGUGCGGGGAAUGAAAAUGGAAAUGCAAAACAAGUUUAUGAUAACCAGACGAAACUCCAUAAGGGACUCGGACGAAACUCCAUAUCAAGGGGACUUUAUUCAUUUUAUGUCCAAAGGCCACGCACUAUACCUUAGCUAACCUUUUAUGGGCGGAUAGACUGUAACACGGCAAAUGUUUGGUUUAGUUCAUUUCUAUGCACUAGACCGGGCGAUGGACGUAUGUGAAGCCCAUCUGAUGAUAAUGAUGACUGUUCAAUUUAUUGAACGGAGUGGAGUGAUGGAUCUCUAAAAAGUCCACGUAUGUAGCUAAAGUGAAGGAUUACAUUUAAACUUUAGCUGUAGGAAACUCCAAUACGGUUGCUGAGAUGAAGGAUUAAAUUGAAGCGAGGAGGAAACUCCAUCCAUAGCUCAUUUAUGAGCUGAAUGGCAUGGUUGCUAGGGUGAAAACUGUGGUUGAAGCCUUAACUGGAAGAAUUGUAGCAUUUCCAUUGUCGUUUUCGUUGCACUUGUAGCAUCUAUGAAUCACAUUAUUAUUAUGAAGCGUAUUGACGUCAAACGGGAAAACCAAGGACACUGGUGGUUCCUAAUGUUGUGAGAUUCUUGCUGGUGUUUACAGAACAGCUGGUUCUAAGAGAUUAGGAUCAGGACCUGCAAUUGUAACAGUAAGCAUCUGUAACGAAAUGGAUAACUGCAGUGUAGCCAUUAGAAUGAGCACCUGUUACAUGGAUUGCUAAGGCAUAAGAAUAUGAAAGUGUGUAUUCUUAUUUUACAUGUAUGUAGUUCUGUACAUGUCUAUUAACAUUAUGUAUUAUGUCAUGUUAUGUAGUUAUGUCCUUCAGCUGUAAUUGUCUAUUAAUGUUAUAUAUUAUUAUACCAUGUUUUAUGUUUUGUGUGGAUCCUAGGAAGAGUAGCUGCAGCUUUGGCUGUAGCUAAUGGGGAUCCUACUAAAAUACUAAAUAUACUAAAUCUCCAUGCCUCAUUAUAUGACUAUGAAGCCUUCCAAAAAUACUUGGGCAAUCAUUUAGAAUCAACUCAAAUUCUUCCACAAACAUUGAUAGCUAUAUCUAUGAAACAUGCAAACAACAGUGUUAAUCAUACAUGGGCAAACUAUGGCCCGCGGGGCAGGAAGAGUGACGGUGCUAGGCCGAAUUCGACCUGCGGGCCGUAGUUUGUCCAUGUAUACAUUUCCCCAACAGAUUCUUCUGUCUCUACUCAUAAGUGUGUCUUCUUUAGACAUCUGGGGGAUGUUGUUACCACUCAUUUGUUGUCUCAAUGGACCAUCGUAUUACAUACAUUUCUCUUCAAGAGCGUUUGAAUUCCUGACUAUACACAGUAUGGAAUGCGAGCCAAAUGAAUAGUAAUUAUCUAUAGUGUAACAUUAUCCGUAGGUAAACCAAAAACCUAGUGUUGUUGUAUUUCCUCAGCUGGCCCUUCAAAGACACCCAAACCCUUGACAGGGUAAAGGAUAGCGGCUAAGGUAAACAAGGGGCCGUGCUUCAGUUCACACAAGGUUAUUUACUGCAGGUAGGAGGUGUAAGAAGAAGGGGGAGAGUGGGGGAGGGCAAGAGGAAGGCACCGGGAGAGGGGUAAAGGUACAUAGGGGAAGGCCGGGGGUGGCGGUCAGGGGGCCGGUGGUAGGUUAUGCAAGCAAACUUGACUCAGCUGGAGUUUAUUGGCAAAAGUGUAACAUCUGUGCCGAGUUUCCUGUGAGGACGCAAUGGGGUCUGGAGGAGCAGGGACUUCAAACGUGCCCCCCAAACCCCUAAUAAGCAGCUGUCUGAUAAACGGUCGGCACAUCCCCUCUAACAGCCAGGAGAGGUGUCUUACAUGCCUGUGUCUACAAAACGGAGACAUUGUGUGUGUGUUGGUGUGUGUGAUGUCACAACAUCUUGUCCAGCUAUUCAACAGCCAUUUUCAACAAUAACUAAUGUGAGGGUUUCUAGGAAUCUAUUCAUUUCAGGUUGUAGUACUAAACUGUGAUUUUUCAGACUGAAGUAUCCAAAGACAUAAGUAACACCAAAGUAGAACUCCCCUGAUCCCUUGAUUUACAAAAUCCAUAAUCUGAAAACAGCCUCACAAAAGCCUUACUGAAGGACUACAUGUAGCCUAUAAGUGAAUUGCUGUUUGUCCAACCAAUUGGUCCCUACCAUGUUUACUGCAAUUAUUUCACUUAAAUUCUAGCUAUAACAUCAGAACUAACCCUGAACUAGUCAUUGAUGGCAUCACCCACUAACACGGAUCCCACUGCUGCCUCUCAAGAGAAUGGACGUUUGCUUUGAUUGACAGGUGGCCCACCAGAGCAGAACCCAUGUUUCACCGGCAGACACGGCUGCGACACCAACGCUGCCUGCAGACCCGGAGAAGGCAUCCAGUUCACCUGCGAGUGUUCCACUGGUUUCACUGGGGACGGACGUCAAUGCUAUGGUAGGGGCCCUGCACACUAUACAUACCAGCUUAAACCUACAGCAGCUGAUGCAUAAUGGACAUGGGGAAAAGUCUAUUGAAGUUUGGGUUAUACUUUAUUUUACAUAUUUACCUGGUAAUUCAUUAAAGGAUGCAUGGUAAUAACUUUAUUACAUUAUUAUCUAAUAAACUUAGACAGUGAUCUUGGGUCAGUUUAGCAUUUUCCCCACUAAGGAUUGGGGGAAGGUUAGGAUUGGGCGAGCUGAUCCUAGAUCUGUAUGUUUGGUGUGAAAACAGCUCAUGACCUUUCAUGACUGAUCUUCCUAAAAUAGGUAAUAUUAGUAAGAUGGCAUCUUCAUAGUAGUGGUCAUGAUAUUACAUUUGACUUAUUUUGCACUUUCUAAGAACUCAAAGACGCUUUACAUUAGUAAAGGGCAAGACCGCACAAAGAGAUGAACAACCAUUGCAGGACUGAGACAGACUGUAGCAUAGGAAAACAAGCAAUGUCAUCAGAAAUUCUCAUCACUAAUAAUUCAUAUUAUUAAUAUACUGUAAUGUACAGUAUAUUGCUACAUAAACUACAAAUGACACAAAUAAUCACAUUCAAUAAUUUAUUACAAAUAUGCAAUGAAAUAAUGUAAUUAUUAUUAUGGCUGUUGAUAUGACUUGCAGUAAACAUGAAUCUGGUGCAACAGAAUUGCCCUCAGGUGACAAAUAAAGUUGUUUGAAUUUAAUUGAGUUGAGUUUAAUUUAAUUGAAUGUGCUCAUUUUGUAGACAUUGACGAGUGCAGAGAGACGCCCGAGAUCUGUGGUUCUCACGCCAUAUGCAACAACCAACCGGGAACAUUCCGCUGCGAGUGUGUGGAUGGUUUCCAGUUUGCCAGCGAUGGCAAGACCUGUGUCGGUAUGUAGUGCUGAAAAAGUGUGUUUGCAGCUGUGUUGUUCUUUGUUUGGAUGGCCCCCAAUAUAACUGUUGCAGUUCACACAACAUUAAUACACACUUAAAUACACUAACCGUUUACAGAUUUUUCAUAGCAUUUAUAGAUUCAUCUUAAACUCCAAUUUAAGAGUUUCUAGGCCAUAUCAGUCUAUUAAUCUGUUGUUUUCAUUUGUCUAUAAAAACCGUCUACUGAGAACUUUCUCACAUUUGCUACUCAUUUUUAGGGUUUUAGUUUCAUCAAACAAAGGAUUCAGGGGAUUUCUAUCUCCACCAAGUCUCAAAUCUGCCUCCCCCUUUCCCCCCUAUCGCUUGUAGAAGUGGACCGUCCCAUAGACCACUGCCAGAGGGGCACCAAUAACUGCGACAUCCCAGAGCGGGCACGUUGUAGCUACACGGGGGCGUCCACCUAUAUCUGCUCCUGUCUGCCCGGCUUCGUGGGUGAUGGUCAUACUUGCCAGGGUAGGGUGACACUUAAACAGUUCUGUGUGUGUGUGUGUGUGUGUGUGAGUGUGUGUGGUGGCGGCAGACACCAGCGGAGAGAGAACCAUUAAUAACUUAUUCGACUGAAUGGUGUUGACGUCCUGUUUUCGGAGGUUGAAGGACUUUUUUUUAUCUUUACAGAAAAAAGCUAAAAGAAGUCGAUAAUCCUCUUUACUAAUACAAUUAAUCCAUAUCCAUCCAUUCCAUAUCCGUUGACUUAAAUGAUCUGAACUCACUCAUGGCAUUUGUCGUCAGGUGAUAUGUCUAGACUUGCCUUUGCAGCCCUUGUCUAGUUACUAGGCCAUAUUAGAAUAACUUUACUGUCCAACAUGCAAAAUAAAGUUGUCUUUUGCUUUUCUCAGAACCCCCCCGGACACCACAGAAACACACACACCCUUCAGCUUAAAAAAAAAACAGACCAUGUCUUCUCUCUAAACUCUCCACUGGUUCUCUCUAUGUUGAACCCUCUGAGUCCUCCUCGUUGUAAUGCACCCACACCGAGGCCCCUGCGAGAGGAAAUGUGUCCACCUGGACAGGAAAUGCAAACACAACCCGGCCCUACAGCUGGGGAGCUCAUUGGUCAUGCGUUUUAUUCAUCCAUCCAUCCAUCCCUGUAUUUCUUAUUUUCCCUCAUCCAAUGCGACUUGGCCAGCCACCAAACGAAAGCCGUAUGAAUUUCCAUGUAGGAUUUGUAUAAGUCCUUUUUCAUUUGCUGUCCUUAGAGAUAGACUUUAGAGGUUGGGGUAGUGAGCUGGGGUAGUGAGCUGGGUGUGUUACAUACAAGUUGCAUCCAAAAGAAUGGUAUCCCUAUCCCUAUCGAACGCUAAGCUUCAACAUGUGUACACAGUACUUUAGUUAUGCAGCUGCUAUGUUUUAUUGACUGUACUUUUCUACAGAAUUAUGUUUCUUUCCCCAUCUAACAUCAUCACAUAACACAGGAUGUGACAUUUCAUGAAUGUAUAUUUCACAUUUAGAUACUUUAUAUAGGCAUACAGUCUAGUGCACUACCAAUACUAAUAACAACUGUGUAUUUUUUGUAUAUCUCCAUAGCAGGAUUUAAUAUUCACAUUCCUAUUGACUGUGUAUAUUUCAGCUAUAUAUUGAAACAUUUUUAUACAUUGCUUUCAUUUGAACUUAGCAUCUGUGUCCCUAUUGUUUCUUAUUGACUGUUGUUUCUCACACACACAGACAUUGACGAGUGCGAGCAAGGUCGCUGUCACCGGGACGCCGUCUGUUAUAACUCUCAGGGCUCCUUCACCUGUCAGUGCCACCCUGGUUUCCAUGGCGAUGGCUUCCAGUGUGCCUCUGGCUCCCCGGGUAUGUAACCCCUGUGCUUUUUGGUGUAAAUAAAUCACCUUUCCAAACCGCAAGUUGUGUGAGAGGAGUUCUUCUCGGGGUCAUGUUCAUUUGGAACCAAACAGAAGUUUGAUCCCCGGUCAAGUCAUACCAAUGACUCAAAAAAUGGGGGAAUCUGCAGUUCGAACAAUAACAAAGUGGGCACCCGGACAGUGUUUUGGUAAAUAUCUCAGGGAUGGGGCUGGAGAAAUGUAACCAUUCUCAAAUUUAUAGAUGGAGCUAUGGAUGCAAGAACAGACCAUCCAUGACAUCAAAAUGAUAGUUUUAAUCAUGUUUUAAAGCUAUACAUUGUUUGUUUACAAUUACAAUGUUUACAACCAUUGGAGUAAAAUAAGCGUAUAUUUUGGGUUCUGAUGGGGUACGGCAGUUGAAAUAAGUUCAUGAAACAUUUAUAAUAUAAGUUGUGUUGUACAGAUUGGCCCUUUAAGGAAAUGGACAGGGGGCUGGCUCAUGCUGCAGAAACAGGAUAUAGGCUCCUACCCUAUGGGCCAUUCUGUCUCAGACAAUGCUACUGAUAUUUAUAAGUUAAACAGCAGCCAGAGGCAGUGUAGUCCAAAAUGUGCAAGGGAAGGCAAGAGAAAUGCAUUCAGAAGGAACCUCUAAAUUGUACGGCUAUGUCCGGAAGUAUGUAAAUAUUGUACAUUGCAUGGGGAUAGUUAGAGCUCUCAUCAGGCGUCUUCUUCCACUCAAAAUGUUAGGAUUCGCGUAGCUAUACUUGUUCUGUCUUAGUGCCCCCAGCUGGAACAUGUGAAGCUCCUAACAGUUUAGUUUGGUUUAGAGAGAGAGGGAGGGGGAGGCGGGAGACAGAUUUGUCAUCAAAGGAAAGCAUAAUAUACCAGAGACUAACUGUUUAUAUUGAACGUCCACACAAGCCAUAGUGGACUAAACAGUAUAUUUUACUAAUGGAGGUCUGUUCGCUAAGUUAAACAAGUCUAUCAGUGUUGCGUCAUCACCUGGCACUGAUAGAAAUAUAUAUAUAUUUUUUUACAUUUUAGUCAUUUAGCAGACGCUCUUAUCCAGAGCGACUUACAGGAGCAAUUAGGGUUAAGUGCCUUGCUUAAGGGCACAUCGACAGAUUUUUCACCUAGUCGGCUCGGGGAUUAGAACCAGUGACCUUUCGGUUACUGGCACAACGCUCUUACCCACUACGCUACCUGCCACCCAUGGUAGAACAUGGACUGAGGCGAAGGCCUGAACAGUGUGUACUUCCAUAAGCCUGAUAUAAGACUCCAUGAGACUGCGUGCUAAAAUAUGGAACUGUUAGGGGGAGGGAGGAUGGAUGAAGGGUGUGUGUGUGUGUGCUUCGGGGUUCUGAAACUCACUCUGAACUGAGUGUCUGUUGGUUUCUGUUGUGCCUUGACCAAAUGUCUCCCUCUUCCCCCUUGAAAGACAUUUGAAGGUUGACAUUUGACACUGUGCAUCCUUCCUGCGCGGGGAUGGGUAUAACAACACACAUAUGUUACGUAGGGAGGAUAAAGGAAUGGAAACUGAGGUUGGUGUUGAGACAACAUACGAUCCCCGUCGAGAAAGAUCAACAUAGCUGCUCAUUCUCCAUGCAAUUAGGGCCAAAGGCCUGGAACAUGUCACAUGGAUGUGCUGGAACAGAGCCAAUGCUCCUACACUCCCGAAUACAGACUCCUGGCCUGCAUCCCUAAUGGCCUAAAUAGUGCACUACUUUGGGGCAGGGCCCAUAGUCCAAGUUAGUUGAACAUAAAGGUAAAGGUACCCUGGAGUUACAACCAGGAAUUGAAACAUUUAAUAAACAACAACAACUGAAGUAUUAGGAAGAAGGAGGACUUUCCCCUAUUGACUUAACAACCAAUCCAUUUUCUCUUUGAUUCAAUUCUACUAGUUCCCCUUCACCACUGUAUAUUUGGGAAUAUAGGGUAUGUGUAUUCAAGUGUUCCAUACUAUAAAUUAUUAUUCUACAGUGAGGGGGAAAAAGUAUUUGAUCCCGAGCUGAUUUUGUACGUUUGCCCACUGACAAAGAAAUGAUCCGUCUAUAAUUUUAAUAGUAGGUUUAUUUGAACAGUGAGAGACAGAAUAAUAACAAAAAAAUCCAUAAAAACACAUGUCAAAAAUGUUAUAAAUUGAUUUGCAUUUUAAUGAGGGAAAUAAGUAUUUGACCCCCUCUCAAUCAGAAAGAUUUCUGGCUCCCAGGUGUCUUUUAUACAGGUAACGAGCUGAGAUUAGGAGCACACUCUUAAAGGGAGUGCUCCUAAUCUCAGCUUGUUACCUGUAUAAAAGACACCUGUCCACAGAAGCAAUCAAUCAAUCAGAUUCCAAACUCUCCACCAUGGCCAAGACCAAAGAGCUCUCCAAGGAUGUCAGGGACAAGAUUGUAGACCUACACAAGGCUGGAAUGGGCUACAAGACCAUCGCCAAGCAGCUUGGUGAGAAGGUGACAACAGUUGGUGCGAUUAUUCGCAAAUGGAAGAAACACAAAAGAACUGUCAAUCUCCCUCGGCCUGGGGCUCCAUGCAAGAUCUCACCUCGUGGAGUUGCAAUGAUCAUGAGAAUGGUGAGGAAUCAGCCCAGAACUACACGGGAGGAUCCUGUCAAUGAUCUCAAGGCAGCUGGGACCAUAGUCACCAAGAAAACAAUUGGUAACACACUACGCCGUGAAGGACUGAAAUCCUGUAGUGCCCGCAAGGUCCCCCUGCUCAAGAAAGCACAUAUACAGGCCCGUCUGAAGUUUGCCAAUGAACAUCUGAAUGAUUCAGAGGAGAACUGGGUGAAAGUGUUGUGGUUAGAUGAGACCAAAAUCGAGCUCUUUGGCAUCAACUCAACUCGCCGUGUUUGGAGGAGGAGGAAUGCUGCCUAUGACCCCAAGAACACCACCCCCACCAUCAAACUUGGAGGUGGAAACAUUAUGCUUUGGGGGUGUUUUUCUGCUAAGGGGACAGGACAACUUCAAAUCUUGGGUGAGAACCUCCUUCCCUCAGCCAGGGCAUUGAAAAUGGGUUGUGGAUGGGUAUUCCAGCAUGACAAUGACCCAAAACACACGGCCAAGGCAACAAAGGAGUGGCUCAAGAAGAGGCCUUAAUCCCAUAGAAAAUCUGUGGAGGGAGCUGAAGGUUCGAGUUGCCAAACAUCAGCCUCGAAACCUUAAUGACUUGGAGAAGAUCUGCAAAGAGGAGUGGGACAAAAUCCCUCCUGAGAUGUGUGCAAACAAGAAACGUCUGACCUCUGUGAUUGCUAACAAGGGUUUUGCAACGAAGUUCUAAGUCAUGUUUUGCAGAAGGGUCAAAUACUUAUUUCCCUCAUUUAAAAUGCAAAUCAAUUUAUAACAUUUUUGACAUGCGUUUUUCUGGAUUUUUUUUUUGUUAUUCUGUCUCUCACUGUUCAAAUAAACCUACGAUUAAAAUUAUAGACUGAUCAUGUCUUUGUCAGUGGGCAAACGUACAAAAUCAGCAGGGGAUCAAAUACUUUUUUACCUCACUGUAUAGGCUUCAGCUUUCAUUUUACAUUUACAUUUUAGUCAUUUAGCAGACGCUCUUAUCCAGAGCGACUUACAGUUAGUGAGUGAAUACAUAUAUAUAUAUAUAUAUUUUUUCAUACUGGCCCCCCGUGGGAAUCUAACCCACAACCCUGGCAUUGCAAAUGCCAUGCUCUACCAACUGAGCUACAUCCCUGCCGGCCAUUCCCUCCCCUACCCUGGACGACGCUGGGCCAAUUUUGCGCCACCCCAUGGGUCUCCCGGUCGCGGCCGGCUACGACAGAGCCUGGAUUCGAACCAGGAUCUCUAGUGGCACAGCUAGCACUGCGAUGCAGUGCCUUAGACCACUGCGCCACUCGGGAGAGUGUCAUGUACUGGAGCCUUGGGUGUUUGUGAGUUGGCAUCUUUCUCAGCCGUUACCUCUUUGUUCAAGUCCAAUCCAGGUGUCAACUGCAUGUAUUUACUCCACCACGCUAAUUAUAGCUCCUUCUCCUCUGCCUCCACAGUUUUGUCAUAUUUUGAACAAGCUGUCUGAAAAGGGGCAUCAUUUUGUCCUCCUUUGUCUGAACUUGUACUUGUAGUAGACACUGUAGUGUCUGGACCUUGUGAGAGUUGACCUGGUUAUCUUCCUCACUUUUCGAUGGUUGAUGACUGUCUGAUAAAAACUGCUUUGAUCUUUGCCUCCUCAGAGACAACAGUUCCCAAUGUUGACUAGUUGUCUUUUUUUGGUGGCUUUUGUUGAUUGUUGCGGCCAGACGUUGUGCAUAGCGCAGAUUGUAUGUUGCGGCUGUUUGAGAUUGUUAUGACUAGUCUGUGGUUAACCAGACAGAUACCCUGGGGAUAAGUCUUUCAGUGAGACACUAUAUUCCAGAUGUCACCGUGUCCCUUAUGUCAGAUUUACGUGACCGCAAAAAUGAAAUACUCUACAUUGAAUCCAUGUUUUCCAUAUUAGUAGUGGACAAGUAACUUUAGUUUUGAACUGCCAUGUGCCAUGUCGUACAUUAAGGCAAUUAUAUUUAAACCAAAGCUAAACAGCACUUUAAAAAGAAAGAGCAAUUUCUUAGAAACCUUUCUUAAUUUCCUCUAUUACUUUUAUUACUCCUCAUGUCGUCUUUCUGUUUUAUUCCAGAGCGUGAGAAGACGCAGUGCGAGCGAGACAGAGAAAGCAUCCAGGUCUCCUCCAACACAGGCUCGUUUUCCUUCUUCCGCCCACGCCCCACCGUCAGUCAGUACGUUCCUACCUGCGACCAGCAUGGUGCCUACGAGCCCACCCAGUGCCACGGUAGCAUUGGACAGUGCUGGUGUGUGGACGGCAAUGGUCAGGAGAUCCCCAACACUAGAAUUGGCCCCGGCCAAAAACCUUUGUGUGAGUGACUGCCUCAAAAGAUGGAGGGGCCGAUCGGUCAUCCUUGGCUUGUACCUUAAUAUUCAUAUUCAACAUAUUCAUGCAUUCAUAGCACUCAUGUCUAUUCCAUUACAUUCAACAUUUGCCCCUGCAUGCUAAAUAAAAAUACUGUAGGAACCCACUGGGCACAAACUGGUUGAAUCAACAUUGUUUCCAUGUCAUUUCAACCCCAAAAUUAUAUGUGUUUAAAUCAACGUGAAAAACUUAUUGGAUUUGCAAAAAGUAAUCAAAGUAAAGGAACUUUUAACCUAAAUUCAAUGGCAUGGUUGAAAGUUUUGUUGAUUUCACAUUUAAUUCAGGUUAGUUGAAAACUCAAUCAUAGAUAAAUCAAAACUAGACGCUGAUAGGACAUCUGUGCCCAGUGGGAAAUGACAUUGUAACUUCAGUUGUCCUCCCUUGACAGGUAUUGACCAGGGAGUGAUUCCUCCCCCGAUUGGACCCACCACCAGGCCGGAUGUCUCUCCUGUGGCCCCAGGGACCCACUUGCUGUUUGCCCAGAGCGGGAAGAUCGAGCACAUCCCCCUGGACGGAUACAGCAUGAACAAAGGGGAGGCCAAAGCCCUGCUCCACCUGCCUGUGAGGCUUCACAUUGACGCACCUCAACUCACCUCACAUUCUCAGUCAGACAGACAGUCAGUCAGUUAAUCAGUCAAGCACUGCACAUCACUUGUUACAAGCACUGUGGGAAGUUACUUAUUGACUCACAAACUUUAACUCACUCACUCUCUUCUCGAGUUAAUGAUUCACUCAGUCAGUAACUCACUCCUCUGUAAGCCCUGGCCUACCACGCUUUGUCAAGAUGGCCGCUCACCAGAUGGCCAGAGCUGUCUUCUCAGACCCCCAGUCUUAGGUUGAAUGAAAAGAGGGGGAUUUGAUUAUCUCUUCGUCGCAUGUCAGAUAUUUCCUUUGGCCGGACUGAGAGUGCGUUGAUGGGUGUUGUGGGUCCACGCAUCCACUCUCUGGAAUGUCCCAAAUGCCACUUGAACAAUCUCCUGAUUGUGUGAGUUGACCAUCCAUACUCGUCCCCAGGCUUUUCUUCUUUCUUCUCACUAGCGUGGAAUGGUCUGGCAGAACAUGUAACUGGACAUACAGAGGGAUUCUUCCCAAUAAAAGCUUCAAUUGUUUGGCUAGCCGCAUUCUGCCAUUUUGAAAUGUAAUGUAACAUUGUGUACAUCUUAUGUAAUUUGGUUGAACCCAUCUGUGAAAUGAAUGGGGUGAGAUAUUAACAUUAACACUAUUAAAGUAGUAUAACAUUACUGCAAUGUUCUCUUGCUUUGAACAGGGGCUCUAUUGAGUGUGUGUGACAUCCUAUAUUCUGACGCUCGCAUGGUUUCCAAUUAGCAGUUAAGUAGGGAAAGCACAAGGACUGUGCAUCAGAUGAUUGGUCUAUUGAAUGUUUCAAUGUGUUUGUAUCUGUCCCGAUCUAAAUAAACCAUUAAUCAAUAAAUCAAUAAAACCGUCUCUAUGUGUUGCUCCCAGGACAGAGUGGCGAUUGCUGUGGCCUACGACUGUGUGGAGAAGAUGGUGUACUGGACGGACAUCACAGGGCCCUCCAUCAGCAAGGCCAGCCUGGAGGGAGGAGACAUAAUUUCUCUCGUCACAACAGGUGAGCAGUACACAGGUCUCAGGUCAGCCUGGAGGAAGGAGACACCAUCUUUUGACAUGUGUGAAACAAGACGGACAAAUGACGGAUUGCCAUUCAUUGUAGUCUUUCAAUGUACACUAUAUAUACAAAAGUAUGUGGACACCCCUUCAAAUUAGUGGAUUUGGCUAUUUCAGCCACACCCGUUGCUGACAGGUGUAUACAAUCGGGCACACAGCCAUGCAAUCUCCAUAGACAAACAUUGGCAGUAGAAUGGCCUUACUGAAGAGCUCAUUGACUUUGAACGUGGCACCGUCAUAGGAUGCCACCUUUCCAACAAGUACGUUUGUCAAAUUUCUGCCCUGCUAGAGCUGCCCCGGUCAGCUCUAGUAGCAACAAAGGCUCAGCUGUGAAGUGGUAGGCCACACAAGCUCACAGAACGAGUCCGCCGAGUGCUGAAGCACGUAGCACGUAAUACUCACUACCGAGUUCCAAACUGCCUCUGGAAGCAACAUCAGCACAAUAACUGUUAAUCGGGAACUGCAUGAAAUGCGUUUCCAUGGCCAAGCAGCCAGCCGCACACAAGCCUAAGAUCACCAUGCGCAAUGCCAAGCGUCGGCUGAAGUUGUGUAAAGCUCGCCGCCAUUGGACUCUGGAGCAGUGGAAACGCGUUCUCUGGAGUGAUGAAUCACACUUCACCAUCUGGCAGUCGGACGGACGAAUACCUUCCCGAAUGCAUAGUGCCAACUGUAAAGUUUGGUGGAGGAGGACUAAUGGUCUGGGGCUGUUUUUCAUGGUUUGGGCUAGGCCCUUUAGUUCCAGUGAAGGGAAAUCUUAAAGCUACAGCAUACAAUAACAUUGUAGACGAUUCUGUGCUUCCAACUUUGUGGCAACAGUUUGGGGGAGGCGCUUUCCUGUUUCAGCAUGACAAUGCUCCCAUGCAGAAAGCAAGGUCCAUACAGAAAUUAUUUGUUGAGAUCGGUGUGGAAGAACUUGACUGGCCUGCACAGAGCCCUGACCUCAACCCCAUCAAACCCCUUUGGGAUGAAUUGGAAUGCCGACUGCGAGCCAGGCCUAAUCGCCCAACAUCAGUGCUCGACCUCACUAAUGCUCUUGUGGCUGAAUGGAAGCAAGUACCCGCUGCAAUGUUCCAAAAAAACACCAUAUUAAUGCCCAUGAUUUUGGAAUGAGAUGUUCGACGAUCAGGUGUCCACAUACUUUUGGUAAUGUAGUGUAUAACCCCCAGGGAUGGAAAUAACGCUAGCUUGCUGCUUGCUGGCUAGUGACAUUUUGUCUUCUUAAAUAUCCCACAGAUUUUGGACCCGGGCUUGUAGGAAUUGCAGUCUACUAGCCCAGCUGGCCAGAGCCCAAAAUCCUUAAGUUCCAUCCCUGAUGACCCCCAUAGAAAAUCAGUAGUUUCUGUCUGAACUAGGCGUAAUGAUGUCCUCCUUCUCUCUUCCUUAGACCUGGAGAGCCCAGAGGGUUUGGCUAUCGACCACCUGGCCCGGCUAAUGUUCUGGACGGACUCCAUGAAGGACAGGAUUGAGGUGGCCAGACUGGACGGAAGCCAGCGCCGUGUCCUAUUCGACACCGACCUGGUAAACCCUCGGCCCAUUGUCGCUGACCCCUCCUAUGGGUAAGUGUCUUUGGACAAUGUCUGACUUUGAUUCCUUUGAUGCAAAUUUGUGAUUAAAUAAGCAGUUAGUUCUUUGUGCUGAAGAUGUAUUGUCCUUAACCGCUAAGGCCUGGAACGAUUUCGAAAUCCCCAGUGCUGUGUUCAUUUUAAAGCUGUUGGUUUAAAAAUAUGGUUCUAAACAUCAUGACAGGAACAUGUUUUCUCUGGCUUGUUGUCCAGACGACUCUACUGGGCAGACUGGAACAGAGACGGGCCCAAAAUCGAGAUGUCCAACAUGGACGGAACCGACAGGACAGUCUUGGUUAAGGACGACCUGGGGUUGCCCAACGGCCUGACAUACGACCCUGAGAGCCAGCAGUUGUGCUGGGCCGAUGCUGGUAAGAGGCUACGCUAAACAUGCUAACACUAUCGAUGCUGGUAAAAAGUUAUAAAACAUGCUAACACUAUCUGUAAAAAGCUAUGCUAAACGUGCUUACACUAUUGAUGUUGUUAUGAAGGUAUGCUAAACAUGCUAACACUAGUGAUGCUGGUAAGAAGCUAUGCUAAACAUGCUAACCCUAUCAAUGCCGGUAAAGACACUACACUAAACAUGCUAACACUAUUGAUAUCGUUAGCUAAACAUGCUAUGUAGCAAUCCAUGGGAAAAUCCCACUGUACUGAGGCAGUUCAGAUGACUCAGAUAGUUGGAGCAUGGUGCUAGCAGCAGGGAUGUUGGUUUGACUCCUGCAUGUUUUUUUUUUACCUUUCCAGGUACUCGUAAGGUACAGUGUAUGGACCCCAACGGUAGGAACCGUAGGACCAUUGUGGAGGGGAUUCAGUAUCCUUUCGCCAUCGUAUCCCAUGGGAGGAACCUUUACUACACUGACUGGAGAAGGUAUGAUCACCUGGGCAUGGUUUCCUAAAAGCAUCUUAAGGCUAAUAAGUUCAUUGUUUGAACCUUCGUAGGAGCAUCGUUAAAUCUCCGAGCUGUUUCCUAAAACUAUUGUUACUAAAGUUGCACUUGAAAAUGCUUGUUAUUUACAGACUGCCUCAGACCACUCAGAACAGCUAAGUGCGUCGUUUUUUUGCCCUUCCGUAGAUUCUCCUACUAUACACAGAAAAUCUCUGCUAUAUAUACAUAGAAUCAAGAUGUUUAGGCCUAUCUUUCUCUCUGUGACUGACGAUAACUGCAGAACGAAGUUGACUACAAAUACAAAGUCGCCAAUGUCUUUGCAAUUGUUACAAACAAGCGAAGGAUAAAAAUAUGCUUCAAAUAAAAACAGAGAUGACUGCAUUAAAAUAGAAAUACAGUAGGCCUAGAACUAUAGGCUACAUAUCCCUAUAUAUUUAAAUCAUAUUAAAAUACAUUCCAUGAUCAAUUAUUUGAGUUCUAAUUAGCUAAUUGUCGGCUACUGUCUGUAAUUUGUGCCUAAAUAUAUUUCAUGAUGUGUAACAAUAAGCAUUUCACUGCACCUUUCAUACCUGUUGUAAGCUGUGUACGUGACUAAUACAAUUUGAUUUGAUUAAUUAAUUCAUACACACCUAUUUCAUGAGCAUGCAUACAUUUCCCAUUACUUAAAAUGCACAGGUUUGUAUACACCAGGUCAGUAUAUUGCCCCAUUUUCAAUAGAUUCAUGAAAAUAAAUCAAUAACCUUGGCAAUGAAUGAUAGAAAGGAUUAUUUUCAUGUAGAAUUAAUUUUUUCAUGGUAGUCAAUAGAGUAAGAGCCUUCAUAAGAAUAGUAGUAGCCAUUUGAAACUGUACUAUUUAUUUAAAAACGUGAGUUUGUUUAAUGCCAAUGUUUAUUUGACGUGGCUCAAACAUUGGUGUGUGGUCCUGGGGGUCCCAGCGAAUGUUUAGAGAAUGUUCUGAUAAUGUCGUUUUCUGUUGCCAGGGAAGCGGUGGUAGCCGUGGACCGCACAACGGACAGAGAGACGGACGAGUUUCUGCCACAGAAGCGUUCGCGAGUGUAUGGCAUUGCCACGACCCCAACUCAAUGCCCACAAGGUAAGCCUCCUCACACUUCCUAGUUCUCUCAAUAGCCUUGGUUUGCAUCCCAAAUGGCACCCUAUAGGCUCUGGUCAAAAUAAGUACACUAUAAAGGGAAUAGGGUGCCAUUUGGGACGUUGUCUAGGUCAGUGGUCACCAACCUUUUCUGAGUCAAGAUCACUUUUGUAGUCAAAAAGGAAGCCGAGAUCUGCCGCUCAGAUAAAAAAAAAAAAAACGUGACUUAAAAAAUGUUACAUUAACCUAAUAAAAACAGUUCUGUAGGAAUGAGGUUUGUGCAGUAGGCCUAAUACAUUAUCAAAGCAUAUUGGCUAUAUGCUUGGCCUGCCAAUAUUGUUAUUCUCUGACCAUAUUAUAUUUCAAAACACGAGCUUUGAUAACAAAAUAGAUCAGUUGGUCUAGCACUUGCGAGGCACAGCUGAGCAUAAAUUGAAAUAAUUUGCUUUUUUAUUUUACUGGACUGAUGGUAGGUACCUGCAUCUGAUGGUCAUAGUGCUUUCAAUACAACUGGGAACUCGGAAAAAACUAGGUCAAAUUAUGACGUCAGUGAACAUCAGGUUGGAAAGUCGGAGCUCUAGAAUGAUGCCGAGUUGGAUGACGGAUCAAAACAAAUUUUCCCCAGUCGGAUCUAGUUUUUUUCAGAGUUCCCAGUUGUCGUGAACGCACUGAAGUCGGAAGUCUGAGAUUUCCGAGUUCCCAGUUGUUUUGAACACAGCAUUAGUCUCAGUGGAGGGAGGGAGAGAGCAGCAGAGGGUCUGCCUCUCACGGUCACUGCUCUCUCUUUUCUUUCCUCCGGUGAGGCUGUCCAGAGAGCGGGGACACAGUCUUCCAGCUGAUGGCGAAACUAGAGUCACCUCAGGCACAAAUUCAUCUUGUUCCCAUGACCAGAGAAAGUGAAAUAUUAUUCGAUAUUAAAAUAGACACGACAAGCUGCUAAUAAUAAUAAAAACGCAGGGCUAUCGAUACACUUGGCUACUCAUUCAUUGCAGCUGCAAAGCGAGUGGAAGUAGAGAAAAACGCAUUUUAUGUUUUGUAAUAGUGUUGAAUAAAAACUGUUGACAGUGCUGAAUAAAACUUAGACAUGAACUCACUCAUAAAAACAGCAGCGAUUUUCUGUAUUCUUUAACAGUUUCAGACAUGGUUUUAAAAGUUAUGAAAUCUCUUAUAGGCUAGUAUCAACCUUUGCUGUGUCCGGGGUUGUGGAAGCUGUAGGUAGGCACGGUGAAUUGAGCUAUCCAAUUUAGGCAAAGAUCUCCUGGUCCGCCGGGUAGGCAGAGUUGAUCUUUUCAGACAAAUUAAAUGGUUCAAACUGGUGCGCAGGGCUUCUAAAUCAUGUGCACCAACAGCCAACACAAAACAAAGGGACCGCAAUCCUUUAUGCAUUUAUCUUCGGUUUUUCUACAGAAUGUUUGGUGAUCGACUAAGAAUGCCUUGAAGAUCGACCGGUUGGUGACCACUGGUCUAGGUCUAUACAAUAAACACAUACUUAUGUGUUCUGAAUGUAUGUCCAAUUCUAUUCCUGUAUUGACAGGGAAUUGAUCCCAACUCUAAUGGUUGUGGUUCUAGACUAGUUAUAUAGCACUGAAGCAGAAUCAGUGAAGUUGGAUACAUAGCUUUAAAUACACAGCUGUACAAGGGUACAGCUGAGAGUCUCAUAAUCGUAAUGUUACAGCUGGCUAUGCAGAGAUUCACUUUACUCAGCAACCUCCGAUUUUCCCAACCCCCCCUUCCUACAUAUAUAUCCUCACAUUGUCUGGAUGCAAUUACUCGGGUCUGGUGGAAUGUGCACCGCCUGCCAUAUUCGUACAUCUGCGCUCCCGCUGGAUUUAUCUGGUCUGGUCCAAUCCACCAUGGGGGGCUGUUCUUAUUUUGUGUACAGUAUGAGUAGUACAGUAAGUACUUAUAGUAUAGAUAGUCGGCUGUGUGCAGUAGAUCGCCUGUUGAGUGUCGACGAACGGUGGCCAUUCAACAUGCAGAAUUGUCGGGAAAUGAACAGAAAAUGACAGCCGAUGUUGUGUGAUCAAAGGCUUUAGGACAGCCAACCGUCGGCCAACUGCUUUUAACCAUUCAUCAAGACAGUCUGUUUUCAUUUGGAUUCAAGGUGUUUUAGGUUUAAACAUACAGCAGUCCCUGCCUUACAUUAAAGCUAAUGUAGAGGUACAAAUGGUUUGAUUGGACUGUACUUAGCCCUGUGAAAGACUCUCUCAGGGCUCUAUUUAAUCCGUAUCGCGGAAGUUCAGCGUUACAGUGUGAUUGAAAUUUAAAGGCAAUGUUCCCACGUUAGCGGAGACUGCAUUCUGUAACGCUUCAGCUAAAUUGUUAAUUAAUGGUACCCAAACUAUUUGCACUGACUCUACGCACUAUAUAUACACACCCACACACACUACACUGUCACUCCCACACAUUCAAACACUACAUAUGCACACAUACACAACACUUGCUGCUGCUACUGUUCUUUAUCUGACUCUGAUUAUUAUCUAUCAGGAUGCCUAGACACUUUACCCUGCCUUCAUGUACAUAAUUACCUCAAACCUCUGCACAUUGAUCUGGCACUGGUACUCCCUGUAUAUAGCUCCAUUCUUGUGUAUUUUAUUUAAUUCCUUGUGUAAGUUACUAUUUCAUAUUUGAUUAUAUUUUUUAAAACUCUGCAUCGUUGGGAAAGGUUUGUAAGCAAGCAUUUCACUGUAAAGUCAUGUGAUAAAUACAAUUUGAUUUGAUUGAAUCCCUCAGUCUGGUUUACGUUACUGCAGAACCAAGACCGCAGAUCCAAUUUUAGAUAUAUGAACAGCGUAGAUCUGUCCUGACUGUCUUUUUCAAAGUACUCUGGGAGCCUGAAUCCCUCCCAAAGCAUACAGUGAAUGUUUUUUGGGUGUGUGAAAUGUCCCAUGUUAUCAAUUAAACACUUUUUAGUGUAAGAGUAUGUAGCUGUGUAUUACAUUUUACAUUUUAGUCAUUUAGCAGACGCUCUUAUCCAGAGCGACUUACAGUUAGUGAGUGUAUACAUUUUUCAUACUGGCCCCCCAUGGGAAUCGAUCCCACAACCCUGGCGUUGCAAGCGCCAUGCUCUACCAACUGAGCUACAGGAGGGCCUGUAUGUUGUUAUAGCACUGAAUAUCCCUACUACUGCUUUUGGUGGGGUUUGCUCUUAUUCUUAUUCAGAUCAUAUGAAAAACAUUUUAUUUGAUUUCAAAGUACAAUUGUGCCAAAUGACUAGAAACUCCUGUAAAUGAUGGUAAUGUUAUCCAAAUGUCUCCCGCAGCAUAUAACUACUGCUCGAACAACGGAGGCUGUUCACACCUUUGUCUACCUCGCCGCGGCGGCUUCACGUGCCGGUGUCCAGACGUGGUGGACGGAAGCUGUGUGGAGAGGAACUUGUAAGGACGGAAGAAAGAACAGUAGAUUCUCCUGCUAACUGCACAAAGGGGUUGUGACACGUGUGCCUUCCAACUUCCUCUUUAAAGGAAGAAUGAUAAGCUGCAUCCGGCUGGGGGUUACUCUGUGGCCAAAUCCAUUCAGAUUGCUAGGCCUCUACUGCUCAGUUCCCCUCUGGCAGAUCUGAGAGGAUUGGGUAGUUUGUAAAGAUAUGAUGGUGAUCUCUACUGUAGUUCUCUGGUUGGUUAGGUGGAGUUGUUAUCCUAUCGCUUACACAUCUAGUCCUUUGACCUUGUUACUGUUACGGUGUGUAUUAGAAACCUCCCAAAUUAUUUUGCUGAUUUCUGAUACAUUUGAAAAAAAGUAACAUUUUAUUUUUUUGUAUUGUAAAUAAAUACCUGAAAUAUAGACGUAUUAUCUGAAGUACAGGUUUCCAGUGGUGCUCUUGAUGACCAGUUAUAGCUGAUUAUUACUGUGAAGGUGUACAGGUUGUUGGGCAUAACGCCAGGUUGUUGGUGUUUGGUAGCCACAAGCCCACCUGGAGAGAGGUUGGCCCAGCGCCUUUUGAUGACCUCAUUCUCCCCAUAAGAGGGUUGACAGCCCACCAUAGGAGUUUUACAUAAGGUUAAUGCAUGUACUGUGUGUGCAGCUGUGCGGUGACAGAGAAAAAACAAGAACAUUUACAUUCUGUACAGCUGUCCUAUUAAACUUUUUUUUUUACAAGUUUGGUGUACAUUGUGUCUUAU